Alternaria viburni is the source of this 1230-nucleotide messenger RNA. RefSeq lists its product as uncharacterized. The record is from RefSeq and is a predicted model, not a curated record. The transcript is spliced from 3 exons. The coding region runs from base 1 to 1230 and encodes 409 amino acids. NCBI's taxonomy places the organism in Eukaryota, Fungi, Ascomycota, Dothideomycetes, Pleosporales, Pleosporaceae.
AUGCAGGCUCUCUCAAGUUUUGUUCCAAGUGACCCGUUUCACCAACUUACGGUUACGCUGUGCCUCGUCGGUGUGUUUCUUACUGUGGUAUUUGCUCUUGCGUUCAGGCCGAAGAGCAAAGAUCAGGCGCCGAGUACGUUCGAAGCUUACCUCAAGUUCAUCUAUGGGUGCUUCUUGAAGCCUCAUACUGGAGACGGAUCUGGAAGUCAGCAGGAUGCUCUGGUACGUUUGAAGAAGGUACAAAACUCGGGGCUUGUCUCAUGGAAUGAACAGGAAAGCUUCUACAAAGCUCAAGCCGACGUCUACGAUGCCACCCGGCUCAAGCUUCUUCGGGGCCGUGAGGAUAUGCUGGGACUGGUCGCUGCACAGCUGAAGCACCGAACCGAAGCGGGCCUAAUCUCGCAACGACCAGUCUGGGUUGAUGUACGUGACAAUGUCGUCGACCUCUCCCCCUCUCUCUGCGAGAUGGCCCGGAAAAGGUUCGCCCGUCUCGGCUGGACGAACGUAAAGGUCAUCUGCCAGGAUGCGCGCGCCUUCCGUCUUCACGAACACGAACCGCAAGCAUACGAACGCAAGGAAAUGAUCUCCAAAGAGCAAACUGUUCGCGACCUCGACGAGAACGCGGAUGCUGGUGGUGCUGAGCUUGUCACUAUGAGCUAUGCUCUCAGCAUGAUCCCCGAGUUCUACCCUGUCAUCGACUCAAUCGAUAGCUUGAUGAGCCCCAACGGCGUCAUCGGUGUUGUCGACUUUUACGUGCAGAACCAGGUCGACUUCAUGGGUAGGAACUACAUGGGUGGUGCUAUUGAUCGUCACUGCAUGUGGAUUUCGCGUGUGUUCUGGCGGACAUGGUUUGAGAUUGACCGUGUUAAUCUUGAGCCUGCGCGACGAGACUAUCUUGAGUACCGGUUUGGCACGGUCCUUAGUAUCAACGCUCGCAACAACUUCUUCGGCACCGGUAUCAAGCUCCCCUACUUCAUCUGGCUCGGUUGCUCAAAAGACCAUGGCGCAUCCACACAGAAGCUCGCUGAGAUCGAUGCCGCUGCUACUGAAUCGCCUUACCUCACAGCUCUUGAUCUCCAAACAGGAGCUACGCAGACUGACGUCGAAGUCCACUCAAAGGCCUACGAGUCGGCAGUGGUGAACCUACAAUCCAGCCUCCCACUCCCGGCAACAUGGUACCAGAACCACCACUGGCGCAUCCACUACGACUCCUCUCUGCCUAAGGGUUAG